Messenger RNA from Chondrus crispus (carragheen), 1278 nucleotides. RefSeq lists its product as hypothetical. NCBI's taxonomy places the organism in Eukaryota, Rhodophyta, Florideophyceae, Gigartinales, Gigartinaceae. Bases 1 to 1278 code for a protein of 425 amino acids. The record is from RefSeq and is a predicted model, not a curated record. The transcript has 2 exons.
AUGCUUACUCUGCAGCGCUUUCUGCUAGUGUGCACCCUCCUUGUCGUCGCGCUCGCUGCUCCAGCCCCGAUAUCGCCAUCUCGAUCCGGGAUAUGGCUCUUGACUAACGCGCAGAAGCUAUCCCUAACAGCAAGGAGUCGUGAUGCGCUACACAAUGCCAGCUUGCGAAGGAAUAUAUUUAAAUCCCUCCGCAAAACAGAUCCACCCACAUCUGCUGCAGCUGUUCCGAGUCGUCACUCGCUCGAUGCCUUCCUUCAAGCGCACAAUACAUUAAGAAGGGCGCAUGCAUUCAAACCGAAGGAACAAAAGAUGUCUCGGCCCAACGUUGCGGCACUUGCUGGCUGGUUUACCGAUCAUCAAAGCAUCCAAUCCAAGAUUGCCUCGCAAACCAAAUUUCCUGCCUUGAACAUGGCAUCUAUCCCUCAUUCAAAUUUGCAGAACACUCGUACGCUGAAAACCAAGAUGGGACGACAAUCCGGGAGAAAAGCAGCUCCACUGGGAACAUCAAAAGACUUGGCAGGACUUUUUCGCACAUCUUUGCCGAUCGCAAAUCGCAUGGGGCUGACUGGUGACACUUGCACGAGCACGUCCGAGUGUGCAGAAGGAAGAAUCUGUGUAGACAUAGCCAACCAAGACACGUGCUCUUCCGGCGAGAGAUGUCUAUGUGUACCUACGGACGGACUUGAGUCAUGCACGUCCAGCAACGAUUGUUCGACAGCUGGAGAAGUGUGCGUGCAGGGAAAUGAGAGCACGCUGUGUUUCUCUGAAGAAACUGCAAAUGCUGAAGAUAUGCCGAUCGAGACGUCCACGACUGGCGGCACAGGUUCCGGUGGCGGAGGUGAGGAGAUGCCUACGGCUGGCGACGGAGAUUCGGAAAGCGAGGGUUCCAUCACGAACCCGGAUGGACUCAAUGUCCCAUCAGGCGGUAAUGACGACGACGAUGAUCUGUGUAUAGACGCUCGAGCCCUCGGGCAUCUUUCUAGAAAUGGACUUGUGUUCGAGAAGCAUGCCGUCUCGCGGGUUCUAUGUGAUGAGAACGACAGUUGUGCCACACGCGGUGACAUGGUCGUGUUCCGCGGGCACGCGAUGAGAAUGAGCACGUACUGCGAAUCGGUUGGGUGCAAAGAGGCGGUGAUGGAGGUGAACAGUCCUCGCUUCAAUCGUGGGAUGCGCAUUAAGUCUAACACGAAGGGGCUGGAGUAUACAGCGUUUGCUGCACCGUACGAAACGCAGGCUGAAGAAAGUUUGAUUAGGAUGGCUGUACGUUUUGGGCUGUGA